GUGGUGCUUACAUUUGAGUGGGUUUUGUGCUUCUGCGAGGAGCUUCCACAGAUCCACACGCUCGCCGCGGGCACAGCAGCCAAGGACUCCAUCGCUGUUGCGGCCGAUUCUCUUGCCAUUCUCCCUACUUCCUGCAAACACAUACACUUCUACAGAUAAUGGCUACACUAGAAGAUCUUGAGGCGCUCGAGCGUCAAAACGAUACCGAGAUGGUUGAUGCCAGUGGCGAGGCAAAGACCGAGUCACAGGAUGAUGACAUCGCGGAGGAGAUCCUCAAUUCGUCCACGGCCGACAUCAACAACCGUCGACGUCUGAUUGAGAACGACAUCAAGGUCUUGCGAUCAGAGUUCCAACGGCUGUCUCAUGAGAAGACCACAAUGACAGAGCGAAUCAAGGACAAUCAGGAGAAGAUUGAGAACAAUAGGCAACUGCCCUAUCUGGUGGGUAACGUCGUCGAGAUCCUUGACAUGGACGCGAACGAUGAGGACGAAGAGGAUGGCGCGAACGUGGAUCUUGACGCGACGCGGGUCGGAAAGUCCGCAGUCAUAAAGACCUCAACCCGACAGACCAUCUUCCUGCCGCUGAUCGGUCUCGUGGACUCGGAGAAGCUAAAACCGGGUGAUCUGAUUGGAGUCAACAAAGACUCUUAUCUUGUUCUCGACACAUUGCCUGCUGAGUACGAUAGCAGAGUCAAGGCUAUGGAGGUCGACGAGAAGCCGACCGAGACUUAUGCCGAUAUCGGUGGUCUCGACAAGCAGAUCGAGGAGUUGGUCGAGGCGGUUGUUUUGCCCAUGAAGCAAGCCGACAAAUUCAAAAAGCUCGGAAUAAAGCCGCCAAAGGGUGCGUUGAUGUACGGCCCUCCUGGUACCGGAAAGACACUUCUUGCGCGAGCCUGCGCUGCCCAAACGAAUGCCACGUUCCUCAAACUCGCCGGUCCCCAACUUGUGCAGAUGUUCAUCGGCGACGGUGCCAAACUAGUGCGCGACGCUUUUGCGCUCGCCAAAGAGAAAGCGCCUGCCAUCAUCUUCAUCGACGAGCUCGACGCCGUCGGAACGAAGCGUUUCGACUCUGACAAGUCCGGUGAUCGAGAAGUGCAGCGAACUAUGUUGGAACUACUCAAUCAGCUUGAUGGAUUCAGCAGCGAUGACCGGGUUAAGGUGCUGGCGGCUACGAACCGUGUCGAUGUGCUGGAUCCUGCGUUGCUGCGAAGUGGUCGGUUAGACCGAAAGAUCGAAUUUCCCCUUCCUAAUGAGGAGGCUCGUGCCGGAAUUCUGCAGAUCCACGCUCGAAAAAUGACUGUCGACGAGGCUAUCAACUGGCAAGAACUGGCGCGCGGCACCGACGAGUUCAACGGUGCGCAGCUCAAGGCCGUCGCGGUCGAGGCCGGUAUGAUUGCGCUCCGAAACGGCCAGUCCAAGAUCCGGCAUGAGGAUUUUGUCGAGGCAAUCACGGAGGUGCAGGCGCGCAAGUCGAAAUCGGUUUCUUUCUAUGCUUAAGUGUGGGCUGGUUAUUCGUGUAAUACAUGCAUGGUUAAGUGCUCGAUCUCCGAGCGAGUAGAGUUGUCUUGUAAAUGGUGGAAUUUAGCUAAAACCUUUCUAUUUUU
Molecule: messenger RNA, 1603 nt
Organism: Myxozyma melibiosi
Lineage: Eukaryota; Fungi; Ascomycota; Lipomycetes; Lipomycetales; Lipomycetaceae
Product: P-loop containing nucleoside triphosphate hydrolase protein
Exons: 3
Coding region: 159-1496 (445 amino acids)
Biological process (GO): proteasome-mediated ubiquitin-dependent protein catabolic process
Cellular component (GO): proteasome regulatory particle, base subcomplex
Molecular function (GO): proteasome-activating activity; ATP binding; ATP hydrolysis activity
Source: RefSeq, a predicted model, not a curated record